AGGGUGUAACUAUUAGAAAUCAAAACUGAUUUGAGUAAACUAAUGAGAGAACUGAGAAUAACUAACACAGAACAGCGCCGUCACUCCUCCUCCGCAUUCGUCCAUCUUCUCCGGCGUACCACCGUCUACUGACCUCACCGGAGAGUCGUCACAGUCUAUCUCAUCAGCUCAGCCCUCAGAUAAGUAGGAGGAAGAAGAAAAAUGCCACCUUAUGAUUGUAUGCUUUUGUUCAAGCCAAAUGUGAAAAAAGAAGCCCUAAUUGGUUUAGUUGCAAGGAUUGGGAAACACGUGUGCAGAAGAAAUGGGGUUGUCACCGAGUUUAAGAGUUUCGGAACGGUUCAAUUGGGAUAUGGUGUGAAAAAGCUUGAUGGCAGAUUUUAUCAGGGCCAACUGAUGCAAGUGAGCAUGAUGGCUACGCCUGAUAUCAACAAAGAGCUGCAUUACCUAAACAAGGAAGACAAACUACUGCGUUGGCUACUGGUUAAGCAGCGCAACACAAAGUUUGGGCUUGAGUUCAUGGGGGACGAAGGUAGAUUCGAGCUAAACAGAUUCUCUGCAAUAAAUAAACCUGAUGACGAAGAUGAUGAUACGGAUGGGAAUGAUGAUGAAGAUGAAGUGAAUGAAGAAGAAACCAAAGUGAACUAAAAUAUGGUUGUGUUUUGUUUGUUUCCAUUAGAAGAGAAUGGAACCAUUGCGGAUCGUACGUGCCAAACAUGUGCUUAUUGAUAGUUCUAUAUAACAAUCAGUCAUGAUCAGCAGUGACAUUGAAAAUGUUGUUUAGACAAUAGUUUCUUUGUAGCUUAGUGAAAUAAUUGAUUUACAAAUGAGUCUUCGAACAAUUGAGCACUUGAGGUCGUCCAAAAUCCUCGCAAGGGCGAUAUUUCAAAAGAAACAGUUGUUGUAAACAGUUGAGACAAGUGCUACUAACUAAGGAAUUUAUUGCCUUCUAA
This is a messenger RNA of Trifolium pratense (red clover), 950 nucleotides long. RefSeq lists its product as uncharacterized. The coding region runs from base 202 to 645 and encodes 147 amino acids. Gene Ontology annotation, biological process: translation. Gene Ontology annotation, cellular component: ribosome. The transcript has 3 exons. The record is from RefSeq and is a predicted model, not a curated record. Gene Ontology annotation, molecular function: small ribosomal subunit rRNA binding; structural constituent of ribosome. Lineage: Eukaryota; Viridiplantae; Streptophyta; Magnoliopsida; Fabales; Fabaceae.